This is a messenger RNA of Capsella rubella, 1591 nucleotides long. RefSeq names its product RING-H2 finger protein ATL1. Gene Ontology annotation, biological process: protein ubiquitination. Bases 315 to 1475 code for a protein of 386 amino acids. The record is from RefSeq and is a predicted model, not a curated record. Gene Ontology annotation, molecular function: transferase activity. The transcript has a single exon. NCBI's taxonomy places the organism in Eukaryota, Viridiplantae, Streptophyta, Magnoliopsida, Brassicales, Brassicaceae.
GAUAACCUAAAUAAAUAUAAUGAAUCAUAUAAGAAGAGCCUCAGAAAUCUCACCAACUCUUUCUCUCUCUCUUCCAUUGCAUUGCUUCAUCUCUGUUUUUCUCCUCUACCUCCACCUCUUCUACUAUUCUGGUCUAUCUCUUACACACGCAAAUACGUAUAUAUACAUACACACAUUCACUUCAGAUUCUUGAUUUGGGAAAGAGAGAAGAUUCAAUAGAAAAACUUACUUAGUUCCUUGAUUUUUUUUUGCCUUCAAACCCUAAAGGGUAGUUUUCUAUAUAUAUUCAUUUAGAUUUUUUGUUUUGUAGUCUAAUGGAUCUAACAGACCGUCGUAACCCUUUUAAUAACUUGGUAUUUCCGCCGCCGCCACCUCCAACGAGGACUUUCACAAGCCCUAUUUUCCCACGAACAAGCUCCUCCGGCACGAGUUUCCCCAUUCUCGCCAUCGCAGUGGUCGGAAUCUUAGCCACUGCGUUCUUGCUUGUGAGUUACUACAUCUUCGUGAUCAAAUGCUGUCUUAACUGGCACCAAAUAGACAUCUUCCGCCGCCGCAGACGAAGCAGUGACCAAAACCCUCUAAUGAUUUACUCCCCUCAUGAAGUCAACAGAGGACUCGACGAAUCCGCCAUUAGAGCUAUCCCAAUCUUUAAGUUCAAGAAGAGAGACGUUGUUGCAGGAGAAGAAGAUCAGAACAAGAGCUCUCAAGAAUGCUCUGUUUGCUUGAACGAGUUUCAAGAAAACGAGAAGCUGCGGAUUAUUCCAAACUGCUGCCACGUGUUUCACAUAGACUGUAUCGACAUUUGGCUUCAGGGGAAUGCGAAUUGUCCCUUGUGUAGAACCAGCGUUUCUUGCGAUGCAAGUUUCCCUCUCGACCUAAUCUCUGCACCGAGCUCUUCCCCGGAGAACAGCCCUCCUUCUCGGAACCGGAACCUUGGACCCGGUAUGGUAUUAGGAGGUGACGAUGAUUUUGUCGUGAUCGAGCUUGGGGCCAGUAAUGGUAAUAACAGAGAAAGCGUGAGAGACAGAGACUUCCUUAUGGAACAAGAAAGGGUUGCUUUGGACGAGGUGGUAACCGGACACACCCCAAAAUUAAUCAGUACGUCGCCUAGAAACAUUGAUUAUCGAGCAAUGCAUAAGAAGGAGAGAAAAUUUCACAAAGUGAUAAGUAUGGGAGACGAAUGCAUCAAUACUCGAGGCAAAAAUGAGCAAUUUGGUGAAAUUCAGCUCAUAAGAAGAUCGAUAUCAAUGGAUUCAUCAGCGGAUCGUCAGCUGUAUCUGGCUGUGCAAGAAGCGAUUAGCAGGAGAAAGGAGCAGAUUCCUGUGGCCAGAGACGGUGGAGGUUAUACGGAAGAUAGUAGCAGUAGUAGUGGACCUAGUGGUAAUAACAGAGUGAUGAAGAGAUGUUUCUUCUCUUUUGGAAGUAGUAGAAGUUCGAAAAGUUCAUCAAUAUUACCAGUCUAUUUGGAACCCUAAUUGUAGCUUUUCUCUUCAUUCUUUAUUUUUAUAUUUUGAUUUUGUGUAUUUUAUUUGUUAUUUUUCUGAGGUGAAUUUAUAAAAGAUUGUCAUUGACGGUUGAAGUAGGAGAGACA